AUGCUGCGGAACCUGGCCGCCAACGAACAGCAGCGCCUGCUCGACUGCUUCAACGAGACCUGGCGGUCAGGGCAGGUGCCAGAGUCCUGGCGCUUGGCCAUCGUGGCCCCCAUCCUGAAGGCCAGAAAGCCGGCCGGGGACCUGUCUCCUACCGGCCGGUCUCCCUCACCUCUGCGGCCUGCAAGGGGCUUCCUGGUCGACCAACAAACAGGCUUCCGGCGCCAACGAUCCACUGCAGACUCCAUUGCAAACGUGGUCUCCACACUGGAGGAGGCCAAGGCCCGUGGAAACAUCGUACUCUUGGUGCUCAUCGACAUCAAGGGAGCCUUCGACGGCCUGCCCACCCAGUCAUCCAGCAGGCCCUGGACCUCCUCGGCAUUGGGGGAAACCUGCGCCGCUUCAUCACGUCCUUCUUGA
Dermacentor silvarum is the source of this 417-nucleotide messenger RNA. RefSeq lists its product as uncharacterized. Lineage: Eukaryota; Metazoa; Arthropoda; Arachnida; Ixodida; Ixodidae. The coding region runs from base 1 to 417 and encodes 138 amino acids. The transcript has 2 exons. The record is from RefSeq and is a predicted model, not a curated record.